Messenger RNA from Aphanomyces invadans, 2456 nucleotides. RefSeq lists its product as hypothetical. The record is from RefSeq and is a predicted model, not a curated record. The transcript is spliced from 3 exons. Bases 10 to 2367 code for a protein of 785 amino acids. NCBI's taxonomy places the organism in Eukaryota, Oomycota, Saprolegniomycetes, Saprolegniales, Verrucalvaceae.
CAUCGGAACAUGCGGCGGUCGUUGUCAUCGUCGGCGUCGGAGCCGAGCCCCGAACCUCGCCCAUCCCGAGCUAGCGAUGACCAGAAGAGAAUGGUGGAAGCGUUGUCCAACCAGGUCGAGCUCCUGCAACAACGGGAUCUGCACCAACACAACGAGUUGGACCGAUUGCGAAGGCUCGUGGGCGAUGCCUCUGCUGCCGCCCAGUCCUCCCCAUUUCAAUCACCUCCUCCCAAAGCAUGCGCGCGAUCCGACCAACACAUCGAUGAAAUUGAAGCGCUGCGACGUGAAAAGCGGGAUCUGCAGCUCCAUAACUGCGAACUCGAAGUCCAAAUCCAAGACGCCGCCCACAGUAUUGAGGGAUUCAGCGCAGCUAUCGAGAAGCUUGAGGACGGGUACAAGACGAAGGAAGAGACGUGGAAACGACAGAUCGCAGACCUGCAGCAGGAAUGCGAUGGCCUCGCACGCACCAACCGACAACUUCAAGGCCAACUCGCGCAGUUCGACCAAGUCAAGGAGAAACUUUCCAAGAAGGAACAAGCGCUGGCAGACCUCCGCGCCCAAUUUGACGAGUACAAGAUCCAAUUGACUGAGUCAACACAAGAUCGAAAGGUACUUCAGACCACACAAGAAACGCUUCGAGCGACGCAAGCUGCACUGGACAAAGCGGAGGCGCAGAACGCGUCCCUUUCGUCAAAAUUGGACGUACUAAAGACGCAAUACCGUGAAUCGUGCCGGGCGUUGGACUCGAAAUCCCGUCAACUGUCGCAGCUGGACGUGACGAGUCGCCCGCAAGGUCAAUCCGUGCUAGUCCGGACUCUGCGGGACGAAGUCCGCUUGCUUAAAAGCACACUGGAAGCGCAGUUCCGUGACGAAAAAACCCAGUUGCAGGAUCGAAUUCACUCGCUCGAGAGCCAAGUCACCGCGAUGCACACUACACUACGCCAAAAAGAUGACUUGGUGAUGUCGUUGCAAACCGAAGCACUGGAGAAAGACGUCGAGCUAAGCGCGAUGGCUGAUGCAAAACGCGCCGCGGAUGGCAAGAUCGAUCGCCUCGAGCGCGAGCUCACAGCGGCGCGGGUCGAAAUGGAGCAACUUGUUGAAUGCCGGGGGUUCCUUGGUGACAAUAUUGAAACUGGUUUCAAGGAGUUACUCCUCCAAGAUGAACAAACGGAUGCCCUCGAGCGCGAACUUGCAGUCGCCCAAAGCAACAUGCAACGCCUCCAACUCGAAUGCCGAGGACUCAAGGACGAUGUCAACACCCUUCGUGAAAUGAACGAGCAACUUCGUCUGAAACGGGGGGAAAUCCAAGAGCAAGUCGCCGCCAAAGACGCUGAAUUGGCGACGCUGCGAGCCGACGCUCAGCGGGUUCCCGAGCUGCUGUCUGCACAGCGUGACUGGGAAGACAUCAUCGCAAAGCAUGAACAAAGCAUGAACGCCCUGCGCCACGACGUUGAACAACUUCAAAGCAAGCUCGACGCGCGGGCCGACUACGAUGAAAUUUUGGCGAAAUUGCAGCGAGCCGAGGAGCGACUGACCUCGUGGCAGCAUGCAAAAGACGAAGUGAAAGCUCGGGACAAACAGAUGAAGCACUUGCUGCAGCGUUUGGAGGCAAUUGGCAAGAGAAAUGCUGAAUUGGACGAAGUGUUACAACACGCAUUGGCGCAGUCCAAGCAGGACCACGUGGACAUGGUUGCAUUGCGUGCUCGACUGAAAUCGUCCAAGGAAAAGGUCGCUCGAUAUGACGCCAUGCAGCAAGCCGUCGUGGCAGCUGAAGACAAAGCUCGCGAUGCCGUCACGAUGAAGCAUAUGAUCAAGCAGCAACUGGACACGUUGCAACGACAAGUGAGCGAGCUGCAGCGCGAUAAGGUGAGGCACGAGGCCGACGUCAAGCAGUGGCAGCGAACUCAACAACACAUGGAAGCCGUCAUGGAGACCCACACAAAGGAACUCGUUGCCGAAAUCGAAGGUCUGCAGCAGCAGGUUGCCAAUGCCACCAAGAAGGCCGACAUCGCCGUGAAGGCGCGGCGGGCGCUCGAGCUCGAAGUGCACGAGAAAAACUCCACCAUUGCCAAACUCCAUCAAGCUGUCAAUAUUCUCGACGCUCGGUCGUGUGUUACAGCCAGCCCCAAAGUUAAAGGAACCAGUCGAACACCACCCGUGGUCUCCAGCCCACGGCACCAACGACGAACUCCAUCGGAGAGGACCGACCAAGACAGCGAUAUUCUACGACGGGUACCUCGCUUCGAACAAGGGCACGAUUCGAGAGACAAAGCCACCAACAACCUGCAGCGGCUGUCACCAAACCCGGCCGAAGAAAUGGAACUGCUCUUGAAGAAGCUCGAGCGGAUAUCCCAGCAAUACACAUAGACAGCGUCUGCUGGACAAUACGAUAGAGACUGUGCCGUCGCGUCAGUGGUGUAAAGUGUAACCUCGUUCUCGAUGUGGACCGUACACGC